AAUUUUGAAAAAUUUAUUAAAAAAAAAAAAAAAAAUAAACAUUUUAUCCACACAUAUAUGUAUGUGCAUAUGUAAGUAUGUACCCUAUGAUUGAGAUUUUCUGUGGUCGCUUUUCGCAUUAAAAAUUUCAGUUUUGUAUUACACGCUCGUUAUUGUCGUUUCAAUUCGUUAUCGCUCAUUCGCCUAAAGGAGACAAAGUUUUCAAAUCAAAACGGUUUGUUUCUCUUGCGUGCUUAGCUAAAAGUUAUUUUUAAAAUUUUGAAAAUAGAAAAACAAAUCUUAAAACAACAUAUUGGAGAAAGAAAUAAGCAGCAACCGACUGAAGGCACAUAAAUCAACACAUAUUUUCAAAGACCAUCCAUCCAUCCACUCGCUGCAUAACUAAACUAACCAACAUGCAAACACAAACACAAACACACACACUCACCCCAUAUGUGUACAUAUAUAUAACUAUAAAAAAAGGCUGUGCUUUCAUUUAAAAUUAAUUUCCACUUUGGAAACUAAUGUAAUUGUUCCGAAAAAAGAAGAAGUGAAGAAAGAAAAUAAAAAUAAAAUAAAAAUAAAAAUAAAUAAAUAAAUAAAAGAAAUCUGAAACAACGAAUAAUACACAAGGCCAAUAUACGAUACGAACGGGAACUGCAACUAUGUAAACGUACUCUUCUUCAUACGUUGAUAUUCAAUUAAGAUAAAAGAAACUUGCGAUAUAAAGUAAACAUGGUUGUGGGAAAUGUAGACACAAACGCCGGUGCGGCCGAAGCUAAUAAUGCACAUCCAUCUGGCAUUCCACAGGAUCAAAUAGACAACAUAAUGAGUGGAAUUGCAAAUACAGGCGAUGUCAAGAUGAACAAUCAUAGGAAAAAAUUACGACAAAGAUUUGACAUAAUUAAAAAACUGGGUCAAGGUACGUAUGGAAAAGUGCAACUUGGUAUUAACAAGGAAACGGGGCAGGAGGUUGCCAUCAAGACCAUAAAGAAGUGUAAAAUCGAAGCCGAAGCUGAUUUAGUGCGCAUUCGGCGCGAAGUACAGAUAAUGAGCUCUGUACAGCAUCCGAAUAUUAUACAUAUAUAUGAAGUAUUUGAAAAUCGAGAAAAGAUGGUGCUUGUUAUGGAAUUUGCCGCUGGCGGUGAGCUCUACGACUAUUUGUCUGAACGGAAAGUCUUAAGUGAGGAAGAAGCUCGUCGAAUUUUUAGACAGGUUGCAACGGCUGUGUAUUAUUGCCAUAAACAUAAAAUCUGCCAUCGUGAUUUAAAAUUAGAAAAUAUAUUAUUGGACGAACAGGGAAAUGCUAAGAUCGCCGACUUUGGUCUAUCGAAUGUUUUUGAUGAUCAUCGAUUGUUGGCAACGUUUUGCGGUUCUCCUUUAUAUGCUUCUCCCGAAAUUGUUGAAGGUACUCCAUACCAAGGUCCUGAAGUGGACUGCUGGUCGCUUGGUGUUCUACUUUAUACACUUGUCUAUGGUUCAAUGCCAUUUGAUGGCUCGAAUUUUAAAAGACUUGUUAAACAAAUUAGCCAGGGCGAUUACUAUGAGCCAAAGAAGCCCUCGCGCGCGUCUGCAUUGAUACGCGAAAUGUUAACAGUUUGUCCGCGCAAGCGCGCGACAAUUGAACAGAUUUGUUCUCAUUGGUGGGUAAAUGAAAAUGAUCCAGUCUCAUGCUUGGAACUGGCCGAAGAUUUGGCCAAUCAAACUCCCGUUCGUUUGGAUGUUUUAUUAUCAUUAACGCCGGCAGCGGUGACGGCCGACCAGCUAGUGGUGCCCUCAUCUGACGGAAGCGGAAAUGCAGGUAAAACAGGUGCUGUGCCACGCAGUCAUUCAGUCGGCUCCAUGAGAGAUAUUGGACCGAAUACGGAAGCGGAACGCAGAAUUCUGGAUAUGGUAGCCGCUGGUGGCGAAGCAGCUCUAAUGCCAUCGCCGACGCGCACUAUCACACCAACUCAAAGCCCAGUUCAGACUAAGCGGAAAUUAGCAACCACAGUCUCUAUGGACAAUGCAGCUAUUAAAAAGAAGGAGAAACCGGGGAGUACAUCGUUCAUAAACGAAGCCAAAGAAAUAUCUCUUAUGGAGACCGAAGAUAAUAUUGAGGAAGAAGACGCGGCACCCACCUCUAAGUCAAACGCUACAUUUUCGGCCAAGGAUAUGGAGAUGGUGAGUGAUUUGUGCGAGCAGCUUAUAAAGGACAAUAAUUCAAAGGCAGGAACGGACAUAUCCAAUGCACCUGAGGAGCCUACAAGUGCAGCGCAACAAAAUUCUGCUAAUAAGCUUGAUCCUGUUGAGGAGACUUCGGUAGGGGCGAAAGACGCAACGAAAGUAAUUAGGAAGUUUGUAAACAAACAUAAAACGGCCGAUUUAGUUAAUGCAAUAGGACAAAUAACGCCCGAAACAAACAUAAUUACGGACCCAGUUCCUUCAAAUCAAUCCUCUUUAACAAAGACUGCAACAGCAGGCAUGUCAGCAGCUGCUUUCUCUCGUAAAGGUAGUCUUCAAGAUGACUCUACGCUUCCAAAUAAAGUGAACAAUGAACGCCGAAAAUCUCGCAUCUUAGAAACGGCCGAGAAAUUUCAACAAUUAAAUUCUGCCCCUGCAAGCGGAACUGAGAAACCUAAAAAAUUUGUUAUUCCGGGUGUAAGCGUUGGCAGUUUUAAAAAGGAAUUUGAACGCAAAGCCUCAACAUCAGGGAUUGCGCAAAUACCAACACCGGGAGAACGUCGAGCCUUAGAACAACUUGCGAGCGCAAACAUUGCGGCUGGAGAACUCGAAAGCGCAACCGUCAAUAAUGCGGCUGCCAUAGCCGAAGAAUCAAAUGUGGAAACAAGUGAUUCGAAAACUUCUGUUACAUCGCUAACACUAGAGGAUGCGCGGCGUUCCAUGGAAAAUUCCAUUGCGCUUUUACGUCAGGCUCAAACUGAAAAUUCUUCCAAAGUAGUUAACGAACUAUGUGCCAAAACAGAAAAUAUAAGCGUGAGCGAUUUAGCAAAUCCGGCCAAAUUCGUCGAACGUGAACGCAAGUUAAAAAAUGCGCGCGCCAUAAUAGGCAAUGCAAUACAGCCGGCAUCCCAAAAUACUAGUAGCAACGAAGGUGGCGCUGGCGGGGUAAAGACAUCGACUGCAUCUAUUACACUUAAAUCGGCUACAUUGCCUCGCCGAAAGACGGCAAAGACCGAAAUACAGCUGGACAUUAAACCGCGGAUUGUUGAACAACCAACUAUGCGUUUUACUACCGAAAUGCAACAUCCUGUACCAGAUUUACGCAGCGCUCCAGCACGUGAGGGACCGAGUCCUUAUAGUCCCAUCAAAUCAAUGCUAAGUACACGUGCCGCCAGUUUGGAACCCAAAGAGCACAUCAUACCCAUACAGCGCCCACAGGCGGCUUAUAUACGCACAACAUCAAAUACAACUACAAGAUCGGAUUCAUUGUCGCGCCAAUCAACCAAUGAUUCUGAGUCUGAUACGACUACUACUAAUAUGUCGCAAACGACAGUAACUGGUUCGUCGCAGCCGAUUAAAAAGAGCCCUCGGGAAUUUAUUAUACCUAUUGCUGUUGAAGGUGGCGGUUUUAUAACGCCGCGUGAAGGCAGUGCAGAACCCUCCGAAUCCAGUCAUACCGCCGCUAUCACUUCCAGUCGUUCCACCUUCAAUCGGUUGCGUCCCACUCGUCGCAUAGGCUCUCUAUUGAGUGAGGCUUCAGUCGAUGAGAAUUCGCCAUUCCAGAAACUACGUAACACUUCUUUAAAUCGUGAAGGCGAUGACGACGUACCUUUUACUUUACACAAAUUGAGAAGUUCAAGACCUAUUAAGAAGCUAAGUCAGGACAACGAUUCACAAAGUUCUGGGGAAGAUGAUGAUGAUGGCUUUGAAAUAUUAACAGCUGAAAAUCUGUUCUCAACACUUCUACAACGCGUACGCGCGCUGACUAAUCGUUUAAAUGUGAAUCAUGACAUCACGACAGGUUUUCCUAGUUCAAACCGUUUAUUAAACAAUAUGAGGCAGGCGCAAAGUAGCUUUUGGAAUCAGGAACCAUUUAGCAGCCGCCUUAAUAAUACCACCAACAAUAUGAGCGCACCUUGGCGCCAUAGUGUGUCUCGAGAUCUCGGCAGUAAUAUGGAAUCGAUGUUCUCUCGAACCGGGGCGACACUGCCAAGAGGUGAAUAUCACAGAUUAAAAAGAUGUAAGCCAUCAGAUAACAUUAAUGCACAAAAAAUUGUUCCAGAAGAUAAAAAUUUGACUGAGGAGUCAGUUGCCGAUGAACGUUUAGAUUUGGCCGAUUUAGACUUGUCUCGGUUAAGAUUGAGCAAAAAAGAUUUAGAAACAUUGUCGAGUAUAACACCGGGUCUUCCAAAAUGCUUUCAAGAACAGUUAUUGGCGAAGUUGCCACCGACACAAGCCCGAAAGCUGUCAAGAACCUUAAGUAUGCAGAACAACCCGCAUAAAACAGUUGUCAAGAUAUAUAAACGAAGUCAAAGUAGUGGUCGCGGAGCUCUAACAAUUCCUGAAGAUAACAUUGACGACAUACGGAAAAUUGAAACAAAGGUGAAAGGAGAUAACGAAGAGGAGCAAGUGUGUAGUAAGCGUAACUUAAGUCAUAUUCGUCAAGAUCAAACUUGCGAAUCAAGUAUAUCGAUGCCCGAAGAAGUCACUUCACAAUGCGAACGCAGUUAUGCAGGUCGCGAUGAGUGCGUUGGUAAGACUUUUCGCACCAGCGACAUUAGUGAUAAAUACAAAUAUUACUCGCCCUAUUUGAACAAGCCAUCCAAAAACACGCAAGCAGAGUCGGAAUCUGUAGCAUUUCAAAAGACGCACGACACUUUUUCGAACGCCGCUGCGUUGAGACGACCACCAAGUGGUUGUACUUCCCCACCACCAAAUGCAUUGAUGGAAGGGGGUACUAACUCCUUGCGUAGACGUUCCUCGCAGUGUCGUAUUUCUCGUCUUUUAAAAUCGGACUUCUUUGAAAAACGUCCUGAGGAAAAUCCUAACGAAAACGUACAAAUGGAAAAACAUGACGUACGCGAGAAAUCCAGUAGUUCCGAUCUAACUCAGAACCAGGAGGGCGACAAUACUCUAACCCGCAAGCGUGGUGUUCAUUCCACAGACUUAUGCAAAGAAGAAACCAAACUUCCUGAAAUUCGCCAUGCCCGAAAUAAAAGCUUAGAGGUUUAUUCGAGUCGUGAUAACGCUAAAGAUAUACCCCAAGAUGUUAAGAAACAACAACGCCGAAGCCUUUCACGUCCGCGCGAUUUCGCGGAAGAACGAAUGGAUAAGCACGCUUUGGCUGACAAAAUACUCCAAGAGUUGCAACUACUCUCCGCGAUGCGUUCACAUCACGAAAUCGAGCCCAGCUCCGAACGCAUUGAAGAGCCAGCAAUUGAAAAAAUCAUUCAAGAGUUCAAUAUGGAGAAGGAUAAAAUGCCAAUCACAACAAAAAAAUCAAAGAAAAUCAAAACUAAGGAUAAACUGAACGAAUCUUCAAUCGACGCUGAAACAAAAGCAAUCAGUUCUGGUGUAAAGAAAAUAAAAAAAAUGGUUAAAAGAUCGGAAAUAGUCCAUAAGGGUACAGUAAAUGAACCCAAUGUAAUCGGCAGCUCACCAGAACGGAUAAAAAAUAUUGAAAGCGUAAUUGAUUUGGAAUCUGCUAAAAAGGAAUCAAAAUUAAAACGCCCCAAGUCGUAUCCUACCAAAGAUUCCACUACUAAUUCAACAAAUGCUGCCGAAAUACCUAAAGUGGUAUCAAUAAGUACUUCCAAUGCAACUGAAGAGAAGUUUUUAGGCGUGGAUAAUAUGAAGGCAACGCCUUUGGGUGACGCCGUUUUGCGAGACAGUCGGCUGUUGCGUCCGAAAAGCUAUCCAUCCACAAAAUUAUCUGGCACAAAGGAUCUGAAAAAGUCAGUACAUAGCGCUAAAGCUAUAGGGAAAAUUGAUGAACUAUCUUUACCAGUAGCAGAAGUCAAAUCUGAAAGUAUUCCUGUUCCGGAGGUACGCACUGCAGAAACCAAAAAAGCUGUUAAGAUACCUAAAAAAACUAAACUCUACCAACCGAGCACAACCCUUUUAUCCACGCCGGCAAAUGCGAGUGCCGCUCUUGUAACAACUUCCAGCACGGGCGAUGAUUCGAAAGAAUCGAGCCCAACGACUGUUAUUCAUGUUAAGGAAAAGUCGCCCGAAAAACGUAUUAAUAAAGGGUUGCUGCGGGCAAUUGGACAAAAAUUUGAAAAACUGCGCGAUUCUGCAAUGAAUAAAGAGAAGCGUGCUGCUUGCUAUUCUACUGCCUCCGUUUCUUCCCCGAAGAAUUGUUCCCCGGAAAGCUCGUCGCCCGAGAAAAUUAAAGAUAAAAUAUCGCUUUUGCAUAAAAAAAAGAAAGUUGAAGCUCUUGGCGGGAUAUCUCUAUCAACCGAUGAAAACGUUUUAGAGGUUAACAAAAAACGAGCAGGAAGCAAGGCUGAUAAAACUCCAAGUGGAACUCAAAUAGACACAAUUAAGCCCGCGAAAAACGAUAAACGAUCUCGUAUUGAUGCCAUGAUACGAUCGCUGCGCGAACGCUCAAUACCGCGCUCUCACUCUGGCCUGACGGAGUCUAAUUACAUUAAACGGGCAAUCAGUGUUGAAGAAAUGCCGGGCACUUGCAAUAAAAAAUCUGUGAAUAAAGUCUUAGGCUUAUUCAAGCGGUUCGAAAGGGACACCAGUACUGAAGGGCGCGUUCGCAAUGUUCGUUCGACUAGCAACAUUGAGAGACAAAUACGGGCGUGUUCGCCUUCACCGAUAUAUGAAAAUUUGAAAACUCCACGUAAACAAAACGACUAUCAAUCUGGUAAAAUAAAUAAUGUAAGCGUUGUUACCAACAAGCGAACCGAGGAGACGAGACGACUACAAAAUUGCCGGUGCGAAGGAGAGACGCCCUCCAGUAUUUUAGCACAAAAUACAAUUUGUCCAGACUGUGUUCAAAAUAUUGCUACAUCUGCACAUUCUCAGCAUUUAUCUAACAAGUCAAGCGUCGUCGCUAAUUUAACAUCAUAUGUGGAGGAAAAAAUCUUACAGGGCAAUAAGGAUAAACGCAAAAAUCUAAUGCUGGAUCUGAGUAAAUUAGAAAAGCCAGAGCAUAACCUAGCAAAAGCAAGUUACAGCACAUCGCAGACAGGUCAUUAUCCUCACAAUGUUAACGGAAUCUAUUCGAAUUUACCACCAUAUCCCGGAACUAGCCAAAGCUCGUCGAAUAAUAGCUCCAGCCUGCAAUCAAUGGAAACCAACUCCAACAACAAUAAUAAUAAUAAUAACAGUAGUAAUAAUAAUGCUUCCAUUACAAAUAAUAAUAAUAGUUCCUCGCAGAUAUCUGGAUAUCGAGCAUCGGCCGUGCACGAGAUUAAUCGCAAUAAUAAUUUCAUUUCGCCUUCGUUUGAGAACAUUGCUAAUUAUUCGUCAGACUCUCGUAGCUGUCAAGACGAUUGUGUUUCCAAUUCCACAUUUUUGUCCCCAACUGAGGAGCCGGAACUGUAUUUUGACAAUUGGUCAGUUUGUUCGGAAGAUAAUUACAUGCUACAGGGUGCUACCCCAUCACCAACGGUCUCCCGACUCUCCAGAACGUCGCAGCUAUCUUCGCCAACUAGAUGCGGUGAGAUAUCUGAUCCAAACGAGAGUAUGAUUGAUCGGAUAAAGCGCCGCAGUUUUUAUAGUCGUUUUAACGAGAAAAAACCGAAACGAGCAAGUAGCAUAGUCGGACCGAAUGCUGUACGAGAAUAUUACCGUGAACAACAGGCUGUGCUCAAAUCGCGUUCAUCUAACAAAGCUCAGGAGACCGAACGUGAACCAUCGCCGGAUAUAACGCAAGAAUUUUUACGUCCGCUUAAGCUUAGCCCAAUCGGUACAGAACUGAAACCGCCAGUUUACAAAGCGCCCAACAGCAGAGAAUGUGGUAAUGAUUAUUCUUCGUCAGCAGCAGGGAGACCUCGGAAAAGCCUUAACGAUAUUCGUUCACCAGCAUCACCUUCGUUUUUAUCAUCGUCCAGACGUUAUGGCUCUUCAACGGUAACCGACAACGACUACUUAACCGCGAGUUCAAUGAUACCUUUACGGAAUAACAAAUCCAAUCAAUACGAUGGCAGUAUUAAUACAACGAACGGCAGUGGAAAUGCUACGAUGAAUUCCUAUUAUGGUACCUAUAAUCCUAAGCGAAGAUCCUCAUAUACGCUAAACGGUACUUUGUCUAUGGGUGGCAAUAUCUCCAGUACGUCUCCUAUUGAUGGUUAUGCAACCGUUGGCCGUAGGCCUAUACGACCAUAUGAACAAAGAACUAUAUCCCUAUUGGAAUCUUCUUCUGGGUCUAGCAGUUAUCGGCGCGAGCCAGCUGUGGGUGCGUCAACGCGUGAUUACUCUGCUAGCAUUUCCAGAUCCAAUUCUAGAUAUCGUACCUCUUCGAUGACUCGUAGUCCCACCAACAUUUGAUGUUCCACACCGCAAAACGGUUUUUGCAUAUUUUGCUAUUACAGUCAGGAGAGAAAACGAAGUAACACCGGAUCUUCAUCGAAUUCAUCGCGAGGUAGCGGUGGCAACAAACGCUUGCAUCUUAUCGCUAAAACGCCAUCGGAAAAAUCCAAUAAUAGAUUUUUAUUUUAAAUCAAUUUUGGCAAUCGUCUGACGUUUUUGAUGUAACUUUUCGAGCCAUACAAGUCUGCUUGCUAUACGAAAACGAAUCAUUCUUUCCUCACGCCUUUUUUUCACCCAUCCUUUUUUCGUUUUUUCCCCCUUCAUUUGAAAGCGGAAGAAGUGCUUCGAGUUUUUUCACUUAUCAUUAAAGUAUGUUGCGUUGCUUUUUUACAAUAACAAUUGUGUAUUGUUUCGACCCACCACCACAUACUUAUUUAAACUUUUCAAUCCGAAUCAUAUAUUCAAAGUUAACAUAAGAAAGCAAGUCAUUUGCAUAAUGUCCGUCUGCUAAGGGAUGUUUCAAAAUCACUUACACCCAUGGAAGGUGUGAAUGGAUUUGCAUUUGAUGAAAAAAAAAAAAAAAAAAAAAAAGCAAAAAAAAAGUAUUUUAAUUAUUUCAAUUUAUGUGACUAGUGAUUGGUCGACGACCACGAUUCGGACAAAGUCGAAUUCAGUUCUUUUUAUUGCUUUUCCGUUAUCUUUUGCCAAAUUUUAUAUCCUCGCAGAAAUUAGAAAUUACUCGUUAUGCAAUAGUUUACCUAAUACAUAUAAACAAAUGUAUUCAUGUACCUAUACUGUAGUGUAGCUAGAGAUAGGAAAGGGGAGAGAGAGAGUGAGAAGGAGGUUGGCGGAUGGGGGGGCACCGCAAAGAGGGCAAGCAAACCAAGUUGAAGCAAAUUUAUUACAAAAAUGUUUCUUUUUUUUGUUCUUCAUUCUCUCAAUUUCGGAGUUUUUCUUGAGCGAUAGCUAAUGCUAUUGAGAAAAAAUUGAUUUUUUGACUUGAAGGAUAU
Messenger RNA from Glossina fuscipes, 9419 nucleotides. RefSeq names its product STE20-like serine/threonine-protein kinase (gene Nuak1). Gene Ontology annotation, molecular function: ATP binding; protein serine/threonine kinase activity; tau-protein kinase activity. Lineage: Eukaryota; Metazoa; Arthropoda; Insecta; Diptera; Glossinidae. Gene Ontology annotation, cellular component: cytoplasm. The record is from RefSeq and is a predicted model, not a curated record. Bases 715 to 8427 code for a protein of 2570 amino acids. The transcript is spliced from 14 exons. Gene Ontology annotation, biological process: intracellular signal transduction; protein phosphorylation; microtubule cytoskeleton organization.